This is a messenger RNA of Notothenia coriiceps (black rockcod), 283 nucleotides long. RefSeq names its product NIN1 (RPN12) binding protein 1 homolog. The coding region runs from base 20 to 283 and encodes 87 amino acids. Gene Ontology annotation, biological process: maturation of SSU-rRNA. Gene Ontology annotation, cellular component: preribosome, small subunit precursor. Lineage: Eukaryota; Metazoa; Chordata; Actinopteri; Perciformes; Nototheniidae. The record is from RefSeq and is a predicted model, not a curated record. Gene Ontology annotation, molecular function: RNA endonuclease activity. The transcript is spliced from 2 exons.
UCUCCGUCACAGAUCCAAGAUGGCGCCUACCUUGGUUGCGCAUGUUGUCGCAGACGCAGGAGCUUUUCUGAAGAAAGCUCCUCUCCAGGAGAUCGGCAGCACGAUCUACACCCUGAAGGACGUGGUGGACGAGAUCAGAGACAAACCCACGAGGAGGAGUUUAGCUUUCCUGCCGUACCACCUGACCUUCAGAGAGCCGCACCCCGAACACAUCAGACACGGUAACAAACUGUCCCUGAACACACCACACACUGACCCUGAACACACCACACACCGUCCCUGA